Molecule: messenger RNA, 255 nt
Organism: Ogataea haglerorum
Lineage: Eukaryota; Fungi; Ascomycota; Pichiomycetes; Pichiales; Pichiaceae
Exons: 2
Coding region: 1-255 (84 amino acids)
Source: RefSeq, a predicted model, not a curated record
AUGGCCCGAGCUCUGGAAGUCGGCGAUUUCGCCCACGAGUGGAUAGGUAACCUAAUCAGAAUGUCGCUAGUUAUUGCGCCCGCACGUUGUCAGACAUUGUGUAGAUGUGAUGUGGCCGCAACAGACCUCGAGCACGUAGGAGAUUUCCGUUUAGGGAACAACACAAUGUCAGACGCUCCGGUGCAGCACAAUACAGCCCCCCGACCAAUGUUAUGCAACAGAAAAUACACGGCAAUACGCGUGGAGCUCUAUUAG